ACUUCUUGUUGAAAUACGGUACAAAAAUUACGACUUCCGCAUCGCUUGUAAUUUCUUUUUUUUCUACGGGAAUCAACCAUUGACUCUUGACUGUUUCACACGACGGAGAGAAAUCAUAUCAUCAAAUCGCUUGGUGCACACAACGACAGUUUGAGGACCGCUCCAUCCAUACAUCAUACCACCCACAACAAAAUCCGGUUCCUCCAGGAAGUAUUGGAUAUAAUGCGUUCUCCAGGUGGUUGCCGCAGUUUUCUCGCUCGCCGAUGGCGUCGCGUUUCCGCCUCAGCAGUUUCCAACAAAGGGCAGGGGGAACGAGCGACAACAGCUCCGUUGGGAGUUGCGACCCGUGGAUUCCACCACCUCUCGAUGGGAGAUGCCUUCGGAUCACAACCACGAACGGGGCAAACGCCGUCCCAGCAUUUUCAGAACCACACGAAUCUCUUGUUCAACUACAACAGAAAUGGCAACAGCAGCGUUCAGAUACGAACCGUGUUUGUUCAAACCGAAAACACACCCAAUCCGGAAUCGAUCAAGUUUCUGCCGUCCAACACGGUGCGUAUGAGAGUGUAUUUGAGAGUGUAUGCUGAAUUUUACAAUAUAAGCGCAAAGUUUUCAUCACAAUACAAGUAAUCUGCCAAACGUUCUCACGUCAUUCCUCGUUUCCUUUGGCCCCGUGUUUUGCUUUGAUCUGGAAUGUGUUACGUUUCGAACAUCGACACGCUAUUUGAUGAAUAUCGAUUGGAUUAUAACAAAACAACAAUUUGGAUAUUUCGUGAUUCAAUUCAAUCGUUGGCAACAAACACUAUUUUUUUGGGGGGCGGAAUAUUGUGUUGCCUACCUAACCGCAUAGGUCGUUCUGGAUAACGAAGACGGAACGGGGCAUUUUUUGAACAAAACCGAUCCCAUCGAGGAAAUUCUGAAGUCUCCACUGGCCAAGGAUUUGUUUAAGAUCGACGGCGUCAAGGCUGUCUACUUUGGUAGGGAUUUCGUCACGGUCACGAAACGAGCGGAGGCCAAGUGGCAGUUCAUGAGACCCGAAAUCUUUAGCGCACUGAUGGAUUUCUUUGAAAACCCCAACAACAAGGUGUUGUUGGACAAGCCACAGAUCACCGAUACGACAAUCCUGGAGGACGACGAUGAGAUCGUGGCCAUGAUCAAGGAGCUCAUCGAGGAUCGAAUCCGACCGGCGGUCCAGGAAGACGGCGGGGAUAUCCACUACCGCAAUUUUGAGGAAGACACCGGGAUUGUCACUGUCCAGCUGGCAGGGUCGUGCGUUGGCUGCCCCAGCUCGAGCAUCACGCUGAAGCAGGGUGUCGAGAACAUGCUCAUGCAUUACAUCCCGGAGGUGACCGCCGUGGUGGCCCAGGAAGAGGAAGAAGACGAGGGUGAGGCUCCCUUUGGGGAAGAACCAAAGAAGCAGAAGACGUACGAAGAGCGGCUGGCAGCGGCUGGCAUUCCAUUCAGUGAUUGAAGAAAUUCUGCGUUGUCUCUGACCGAGGAUCAAUAGAAUGUGGAGUUACCGCUCGGCACGUUUCAGUCCUUCUCAACCAUGCAGGGGAUAUUUUGUCUUCAUGUACACCGAGAAAUCUAUCUCUGAUUAAAUAGGAGCGAGUGAUUCUUCCUUUAAAGCAACUGCAUCAUUUUCAUUCGCAUCUUUUGGUACUUCAUAGUAUUAGAAAAACAGGACGAGUGGAUCACACAAAAAAUAGUAAAAUAGUAGGGUUAUC
Molecule: messenger RNA, 1727 nt
Organism: Pseudo-nitzschia multistriata
Lineage: Eukaryota; Bacillariophyta; Bacillariophyceae; Bacillariales; Bacillariaceae
Source: the annotation of a GenBank genome assembly